Molecule: messenger RNA, 420 nt
Organism: Candida albicans SC5314
Lineage: Eukaryota; Fungi; Ascomycota; Pichiomycetes; Serinales; Debaryomycetaceae
Exons: 1
Coding region: 1-420 (139 amino acids)
Biological process (GO): mitochondrial respiratory chain complex II assembly
Cellular component (GO): mitochondrion
Source: RefSeq, a predicted model, not a curated record
AUGUCUACCAUGUUAGCAAGAAUAUUUAAACAAUCUUCCACUUUAUGCCCUUUAAGAGUAGGUACAUCAUCUAUUCGAUUCUUUAGUCCGCCAUCAAAAUUCGAUUUUCAACCUGGUCCACCAAGAUUGCCCAAAGAACAACAAGAAGAAUUCGAGAAAUUACAAAGCAUAGCUAAUUCACAAAUUGCUAUUGAAGAGUAUAAUGAUCAAAUUGCCCAACAACAAGCAGAAGGCUCCACACAAGAACCAAAGGCCCCAAUAGUGAAUUCUGAGAUUGGAUCAUUUUCCAGUUUGAAACUUGUUCCUGAUUUUGAAGGUGAGGUUAACCCUAAGACUGGUGAAAGAGGUGGACCAAAGCAAGAACCCUUGAAGCACACGAAAGAUGAAUGGAGUUUUAAUGGGAGAGUUAUUGAUUUCUGA